Peromyscus californicus insignis is the source of this 1357-nucleotide messenger RNA. It is a transcript of the gene Tmem240, whose product is annotated as transmembrane protein 240. The record is from RefSeq and is a predicted model, not a curated record. Lineage: Eukaryota; Metazoa; Chordata; Mammalia; Rodentia; Cricetidae. The transcript has 4 exons. The coding region runs from base 253 to 774 and encodes 173 amino acids.
ACCGCAGGGAGCCGGGCACUGGGAGCACCGGAGGGCGGAGCGGAGCGCGGCCAGCGGCGGGCGGCGGGCGAGCGACCCCACAGCAGCCCCCACAUCUCUGCUGCCUGUGACCGCGCCUGCCCCCGGGGCCCGCGGCGGCCCGGCGCACGAGCGCUGACCUCUGCGGAGGCGGCGCGGGCUCAGCAUCGGGCCGGGGCCGGGAGGGGCACCGGGGCCGGGGGGAGGCGCUCCGGCCCGGCCCGGCCCCGCCCGAUGUCCAUGAGUGCGAACACCAUGAUCUUCAUGAUUCUGGGGGCGUCGAUCGUGAUGGCCAUCGCGUGCUUGAUGGACAUGAACGCGCUGCUGGACCGAUUCCAUAACUACAUCCUCCCGCACCUGCGGGGCGAGGACCGCGUCUGCCACUGCAACUGUGGCCGGCACCACAUCCACUACGUGAUCCCAUACGACGGGGACCAGUCGGUGGUGGACGCAUCUGAGAACUACUUUGUGACAGACAAUGUGACCAAGCAGGAGAUCGACCUUAUGCUGGGGCUGCUUCUGGGCUUCUGCAUCAGCUGGUUCCUGGUGUGGAUGGAUGGUGUCCUGCACUGUGCUGUGCGCGCCUGGAGGGCUGGUCGGCGCUAUGAUGGCUCGUGGACCUGGCUGCCCAAGCUGUGCAGCCUGCGGGAGCUGGGCCGGCGGCCGCACAGGCCCUUCGAGGAGCCCACAGGGAACAUGGUGCACGUGAAGCAGAAGCUCUACCACAACGGCCACCCCAGCCCACGGCACCUGUGAGUGCACAGGACUCGGGGCUGCUGUGCACAUGUAAAGGGACCUCGUGGACGCUCAGCUGGCAAGACGGGACUGCGGCCUCAGGCCCAGGGUAUGCUGGGCUGUGGCCAGUUGGGUUGUGGCCAGCAGGCAAAUCCAGUGGAAGGUGCUGUCUCUUCUUUUUAUAAAGGGGGUCGGGUGGGGGCUGGGGUUGGGAUGGCCAUUGGGCUUCAGGGACAGCAACCUGGUUUCCACAGUGAGCAGGACACAAAGGCAGGCUUUUAGAGGUGCUGGGGCCAAGGGUGGUGGGUUCACAAUGGAGACAGACAUGGCCUGGGUCAUGCUAGCCUAAGGCCACAUCUCAUUGAAAGCCACUGUUUCCUGUGCACCUGUUGUCCAUCCGUCCGUCUGGAGGGGAGGGAUGUGUCAGGGCCUGCGCCCAUCUGCACACGGGAGCAUGUGCAUGGGGCGUGUGCGACUGGAGGACUGGAGGGUGGGACUGGAAGGGCGGGCCCCCAGCAGCAAUAAAGAUGUGAUGGCCCCAGGUGUCCCAGCCCUCACUGUGAAGCCCACCCUGCCUGGCCAGUAAAUUCUCCAGAAAGCUCCA